Schistocerca piceifrons (Central American locust) is the source of this 780-nucleotide messenger RNA. RefSeq names its product piggyBac transposable element-derived protein 4-like. The transcript has a single exon. Bases 1 to 780 code for a protein of 259 amino acids. Lineage: Eukaryota; Metazoa; Arthropoda; Insecta; Orthoptera; Acrididae. The record is from RefSeq and is a predicted model, not a curated record.
AUGGACCGCUUUUAUACUUCUGUAAAAUUAUUUGAAAAGUUGUUUGAUGAGGGCACAUCUGCUGUUGGCACAGUAAUGAGAAACAGAAGAGGCCUACCACAGGAAUUCAAACAGAAUAAACUAAGAAGAGGUGAAAUCGUAUUCAAGAGAAAAAAUUCCGUGCUAGCACUUCACUGGAAAGAUACUAGGGAUGUGUUUGCCCUUUCUACCAAGCAUAGAAUGACAAGUAGUGUUACUAAGACAAAAUCCAAGGCUGGAAUGGUAGAAAAACUGAAGCCUGAUCUCAUACUUGAUUAUAAUAAAAAUAAAACUGGUGUUGAUCAUGGAGAUCAGCUGGUGACCUACUAUUAUUUUCAACGACGAACAAUGAAAUGGUGGAAAAAGGUAUUUUUUCAUGUAUUUAUGAUGUGCUUGGUCAAUUCUUACAUUCUGUACAAGAAACUUCGGCCUGUCUCUCACAAACGAACCAGCUUGUUUACUUUUAUGGUGAACCUGGGAAAACAAAUACUGGAGAAAUCCGGUGAAGUUUUCAACGAAAAUGAAAAGCAGGGUCCAGCAGCAAACAGGCUAACAGCAAGGCAUUUCCCCACUCACGUCCCAUCGACAACAAGCAAGAAAUAUGCAUCAAGAUAUUGCAUUGUUUGCUCUGAGAAGGGCGCACGGAGUACUGGCAAACGAGUGAGAAGGGAGACGAGAUGGUGGUGUGAAGAAUGUAAUGUAGGAUUGUGUCUACCUGACUGUUUCAAGCAAUAUCACACAAAGACAAAUUUUACUCAAUGA